AUGGUUGCGAUGCUGCAGAGGGAGACACCUGGGUGCAGGCCCAGGGCCAGGCAGCUGUCCCCCUGCCCGCCCCCGGACGGGCGCUCGCCGCAGACUCUGGACGCGCACCCUCACUUGAGCCCCGAAGCGCUGGGGUACUUCCGCCGGGCGCUGUCGGCGCUGAAAGAGGCCCCGGAGGCUGGAGAAGAACGAGAGCUGAUGGUGCACAAUGUUUUGAAGGAAGUGGAGGCCCAGGCCCUCGCCUUGGCCACAAACAGGACUGGCAGUGAGAUGCUGCAGGAACUGUUGGGGUACAGCACCCUGAAACCUCUGUGUGGAGUAUUGGCUGCUCUGCGCCCCAGCUUGCGCUCUGUGGCCUGUCACCGGUGCGGGGUCCAUGUAUUGCAGAGCGCUUUGCAGCAGCUGCCCCGAUUAUUGGGGAGCUGUGCGGAGGAGGAGGCAGAGGAGGAGGAGGAGGUGCCUCCUUUGGAGACCCUGGAGGAGCUGGUGCUGGGACUAGCCUCUGAGGUGUGUGAUGAUUUCCUUUUCUACUGUGGAGACACACAUGGCAGCUUCGUGGUCAGAACUCUGCUGCAGGUGUUAGGAGGGACUCUUCUGGAGUCCGAGAGAACCAGACACCGGGGCUCCCGGUCACCUGAAGCACAAAGAACUCCAGCUCGGGAAUGUAAACCAAAUGAUUUCGAGGUUCCUGAAUCCUUCUUGAAUUGUCUUCAGGACCUGAGCUCCUGCUUUCUGAAGGACAUUGCUGUGUUUAUCACUGACAAGAUCUCCAGUUUCUGCUUUCAAGUGGCCUUACAGAUCUUACAUCGCAAAGUGCCCCAGUUGUGUGCCCACCUCUGUAAUGCUGUGAUUGACUAUCUGAGUAACCGCAAUUCCUCAGCAGAUGGCAGCCCCCUGCUACUAUUUCUGCGGGAUCAGACGAGCUCCAGACUUCUGGAGCAGGUGCUGCUGGUGUUGGAGCCCCCGAGGCUCCAGAGCCUUUUUGAGGAUCACUUCCAAGGGCAGCUGCAGACCAUGGCUGCACAUCCUAUUGCCAACUUUCCUUUGCAGCGUUUACUAGAUGCUGUCACUACCCCUGAGCUCCUGUCCCCCAUAUUUGAGGAGCUGAGCCCUGCCCUGGAAGCUGUGCUGGCACAGGGUCACCCAGGGGUAGUCAUUGCCCUGGUGGGAGCCUGCCGCAGAGUUGGAACCCACCAAGCCCAGGUUCUGCAGCUGUUGUUAGAGGCAUUCCACUGUGCAGAGCCCUCUUCCCGGCAAGUGGCCUGUGUACCUCUCUUUGCCACUUUGAUGGCUUAUGAGGUGUACUAUGGACUGGUGGAGGAGGAGGGGGCAGUGCCUGCGGACCACCAGGUUGAAAUGGGCACAGCCAGGGCCCUGGGAGAAGUGACAGUCCUCGGAUCUCUGCUGCUCCAGCAUCUGCUGCACUUCUCCACUCCUGGCCUUAUACUUCGAAGUCUGGGUGCCUUGACGGGACCACAAGUUCUGACUCUGGCCCAAAGUCCUGCUGGUUCCCAUGUGCUUGAUGCCGUCCUGACCAGCCCUUCUGUGACACGCAAGCAGCGCCGCCGUGUGCUUAAGACCCUAAAGGGACAGUAUGUGGCUCUGGCUUGCAGUCGCCAUGGCAGCCGUGUGUUAGAUGCCAUCUGGAAUGGAGCAGCCUUGGGGGCCCGGAAGGAAAUUGCUGCUGAGCUGGGAGAGCGGAACCAAGAGCUGAUAAAAGACCCUUUUGGCCACCAUGUGGCUCGAAAUGUGGCCCUGACUACCUUCCUGAAGCGUCGAGAAGCUUGGGAACAGCAACAGGGGGCAGUGGCCAAGCGGAGGCGGGUUUUGAACUCAAUUCUUGAAGACUGAGACCUUGAGAUCUGGGACUGGGUGUUGAUGGGGGAGGAGGAAAGGGCCUAUUUAUCCUGUCCCCUACUAAUUUAAAUCAAAGUCAUUGAAGUCAAAAGUCUUAUUGGUAAACAUUUUUAUAUUUGUA
Molecule: messenger RNA, 1978 nt
Organism: Myotis davidii
Lineage: Eukaryota; Metazoa; Chordata; Mammalia; Chiroptera; Vespertilionidae
Gene: NOP9
Product: NOP9 nucleolar protein
Exons: 11
Coding region: 1-1851 (616 amino acids)
Biological process (GO): ribosomal small subunit export from nucleus; endonucleolytic cleavage to generate mature 5'-end of SSU-rRNA from (SSU-rRNA, 5.8S rRNA, LSU-rRNA); endonucleolytic cleavage in ITS1 to separate SSU-rRNA from 5.8S rRNA and LSU-rRNA from tricistronic rRNA transcript (SSU-rRNA, 5.8S rRNA, LSU-rRNA)
Cellular component (GO): nucleolus; preribosome, small subunit precursor; 90S preribosome
Molecular function (GO): RNA binding
Source: RefSeq, a predicted model, not a curated record